CCUCUACAGCAUGACCAACACAAUUAGAAAUGAACAUUUGUGGAUUUUACCUUUUAAUAAACGUACAUUUCUUUCAGAACAUAAUUGAGUUCAGACUGAAUAACAGUGUCACAGCUGCAUGAAUACAUAUGCCAUGUACACAGAAUAAGGUCGCGUUUUAUGUGUCACGCGGCUGGUUUGUUUAGGUUUCAUUUCUUGUAAACAUAAGUGUGUUUUUAAAGAUGGCAGGACUAGAGCUGCUCUUUAACUGCGUGUCAAACUCUAUAACCACCUCUCAAGAUGCUUUAAUUUGUUUUGUACACUGGGAAAUAGUGAAAAACGGCUAUAAAUGUCUGGGGACUGGAGAUGAGCCUCGAGAUGGAGAAAAGAAAUCUGAACUGCUUCCCUCCGGCUGGAAUGAGAGCAAGGAGCUCUACACACUCAGAUACAGAUCAAAAGAUGACAAGUCAAGCAUACUGCUCAAAGCCUUCACAGUGGAUUCAACCCUCAUCUUCAAUUUAAUGGACUCAACAACAGAAAAAGUAACAGAUCUCACAGUUAACGUCAGCGACUACAUAGAUGAGGCUAAUCUACAGACUUUUGAAAGUGUGUUUAAGAACCUAGAUGAGUUGACCAAGAAGCUGAAGUCCUCACUGUUGCCAACUGAAAAGGACGAGCGUCAAAGAAAGAUAGAGAAGAAGAGAGAGAGUGAAAGAGCCGCAAAUUCAAGAGACUCAAACAGCGAUCCUCUCCUGAUCCAGCCCAGAGUUCCCCCGACCAGACAUCCACCAAACUGGCCUGACCCGAUGGCUCCAUUUGCUGCAGGAGGUGCUGACCUUGACCCCUUUGGAGGAAGGGCUGGAGGAAUGAUUGUUGACCCAUUACGUGCCGGGUUUCCUCGAUCAGGGUUUGACCCCUCAUCUGGGAUUCCUGGAGUCCUCCCGCCAGGCGCUGUGCCCCCUGGUGCCCGCUUUGACCCCUUUGGUCCAGUUGGACGUCACAGACCUGGGCCAGACCCCGAUCACAUGCCCCCGCCAGGUUAUGAUGACAUGUUCAUGUAGAAUAAAGAAGAUGCACCACUUUUCUGUUGUAGGGAAAAAAGCUUUUUCCAUAACUUUCCAGACUACUCCCUGCCCCACAGGGACAUGCACUUUACAUUUGAUUAAGCCUACUUAAAAAGGUUGUGAUGAAAUUAACACAAAAUCUGUAUUGUUUUGACAAAGCAAGUACAGAUAAUUAUUAUUUUUUUAAUAAUUGAUUUGCAUUUUUCCUGUUUGUUCUUUUAUUAAUAGUGAAAUGGUGAAAUAAACUGCUUUUUGUC
Messenger RNA from Xyrauchen texanus (razorback sucker), 1300 nucleotides. Its product is annotated as proteasome inhibitor PI31 subunit-like. The transcript is spliced from 7 exons. The coding region runs from base 222 to 1040 and encodes 272 amino acids. The record is from RefSeq and is a predicted model, not a curated record. Gene Ontology annotation, biological process: proteasome-mediated ubiquitin-dependent protein catabolic process. Lineage: Eukaryota; Metazoa; Chordata; Actinopteri; Cypriniformes; Catostomidae. Gene Ontology annotation, molecular function: proteasome binding; endopeptidase inhibitor activity.